Messenger RNA from Heterostelium album PN500, 654 nucleotides. RefSeq lists its product as uncharacterized. The transcript is spliced from 2 exons. NCBI's taxonomy places the organism in Eukaryota, Evosea, Eumycetozoa, Acytosteliales, Acytosteliaceae. The coding region runs from base 1 to 654 and encodes 217 amino acids. The record is from RefSeq and is a predicted model, not a curated record.
AUGAAAUUAAUUGCAUUCAUCUUUUUAGUUGCUUGUGCUACCGCAAGUAGUUUACCAUAUCAAUGUCAAAACUCCAAUGGAUACACUACCAAUUUCGAAGUAUCUUCCUUCAACUGUUUAGAUCCAAAUUCGAACUCUCCACCAUUAUCAUUCUUUGAAGCUGGAAAUACUACUAUAGAUUUUGUUGGACAACGUAGUUUCCUCUCCUAUUUUAUUGUAUUUGAAGGUCAAGAACCAAGUUCUGGUUCGGUUUGGGAGUUUGGUCAGACUGGUGAGGGAUAUAUCUUGGAUAAUGGAGUUUGUUUCAAAACAUCAUUAAACUAUCCAAUUCCCUCUGCACUUCCAUUGGGUGAUGUAGUAGGUACCACCAAGAUUGGACAAUUCCAAGUUCAAAUCUUCAAUCCUUCCAAAGUUUCAAACAAUACCGAUCAAGCCUAUCUCUAUGAUCCAAAGACCUGCUCCCUUGUUUCAUCCACCUUAAGUAAUUCCGAUCUAACCAACCCAGGAUAUAUGGUUUUGAAUUUCUACGACUUUGAUAACAGUUUCACCGAGUCAUGGUUUGAUUUACCAUCUGAGUGCUCCUCAGAAUCUGUAGUCUCUCUUCCCAAUUUCAAAGCUCCCAAACACCUCAAUAUGUUAAAAAAAUUCUUUUAA